AAGACGUAUAUUGUUAUUUUACCCUGUAAAUAUAUAAAACCUGACCAUCUACUUUUCAUAAAAGAUCACUUAACAAAUCAAUUUUACAAAAAAAUGUAUAGAAUAAAUGCAUAUUGUUCAAUAACUAUUGCAAUUUUCAUUUAACACCUUACCUUUUUAAAACAAACUACAUCCGCUAAACAAAGCUCUUCAUUCGGGAAGGCGAGAAAAGACUGGAAAUACUGAUUUGACAUUGGGCAGUCAUAUUCUUGAGGGACUGACUCUACAAUGGAUGAUGACAUGUCCUUAGAUUUCCUAUUCCACGACCAGAGAAGCCUAAAGAAAUCAUCUAACAACCUUUUAACAGCCACUGUGAAACCAACAGUGCCUGACCCUCCUUCACUCACACAGGAGGUGUCUUUGUCCCAGGCAUUUAAGUCUACCGCUGAUGUACCAUUGUCUCAGAUAGUAAAGCCAUCACAACAGCCUGCAUCUUCAGGAAGACGGCGUCCACUGUUCAAGGCACCCUUUAAACAGGCAUUGGCUCGUGAUAAAGAUCCCUUUUUUCGAAGUGGGCAUAAUGGACAGGAGAGAAAUGUUGAGAAUUCAAGGAGGUUUUCUAAAGAGUACGAUGAUGUAACAAUAGAGGUCUCCCAGCAAGCAACUCAACAUUGGCAGAAAUCACCACGGAGCCAAAAAUUAAAUGAAUGUCCAGAUGAAAAUACAUAUACAAAUACAGAAGACUACAACGUGUAUGAGAAUUCAGCAGAUUUUGGGACAACUAGUAAUGAACCAUAUCAUGGUACACUAGAGACAUCUUUACAUAGAGACAGACCUCAUUUGCAUACAUACCACCAAACUGCAGAGACAUCUUUCAAUGAUGAGAGACAUUCACAAGAAGAUAUGUUUGGUACACAAACUCCACUUAGGAGAGGGACUAGAGACUGUAAUGAUACACCUAGGUCUUUACACAUACAAGGCAUAACUCCAGGUGGAUCAAGGACUGAUAUAUCCAAGUUACGUCCAGUAGCAGAGCUCCCUGGUCGCUAUAGGAACAUCUUCAAUUUUCCUUAUUUUAACAUUGUGCAGUCUAAAGUCUUGGAUGAUGUGCUGUAUACAGACACACCUACGGUAGUGUGUGCUCCCACAGGGUCAGGCAAAACGGUCUUAUUUGAGCUUGCCAUAAUACGCCUUUUGAUGCAAAUGGGAGGUCAUGUCACCAGCAACUUUAAGGUUGUGUACAUGGCACCCAUGAAAGCACUCUGCAGUGAGAGAAUGGAAGAUUGGAGAAUGAAGUUUGGACCACUUGGUCUAGAAUGCAAAGAACUCACUGGUGAUACUGAACUGGACGACUACUUUGAACUGCAACAAGUGAACAUUGUCAUGACAACGCCAGAAAAAUGGGACAGCAUGACUCGGAAGUGGAGAGACAACAAGUCAUUGGUUCAGAUGGUAAAGCUUUUCAUGGUGGAUGAGGUUCAUCUACUGAAUGACUCAUCAAGGGGAGCUACAAUGGAAGCUGUGGUGUCACGGAUGAAGACUGUACAGGCCUCAAUGGUGAGAGAGACCAACUCAGACAGUCCCAGUCUUCGUGUGAUUGCUGUUUCUGCAACACUAACUAACAUUGAAGAUAUCGCUGAAUGGUUGGGCAGUAAAGAUGAACCAGCCUGUUUCCACAAGAUGGAUGACAGCCAUAGGCCAGUGAAGUUACGUAAGGUAACCCUUGGUUUCCCCUGUGCCAAGAAUGCAUCAGAAUUCCGAUUUGACCUGUCACUAAACUACAAAAUAGCAGGGGUGAUCAGUACAUACUCGGAAAACAAACCAACAUUAGUGUUCUGUGCAACGAGGAAGAGUGUGCAGCAAGGAGCAGCCACAUUGGUGAAAGAUGCAAAGUUUAUCAUGAAUAUAGAACAUAAACAGAAAUUACAACUCACUGCUAAUUCACUAAGAGAUUCUAAGUUGAGAGACACAGUGUUGUACGGUGUAGGCUUCCAUCAUGCUGGGCUUGACAUGCAUGAUCGUAAAGCAAUGGAAGAGCUUUUCUUAUCUGGAGAUCUGCCUGUUCUGUUUGCUACAAGUACUCUAGCUAUGGGUGUCAACCUACCAGCUCACUUAGUAAUCAUAAAGUCCACACAACACUAUGUGAUGGGAGUAUACCAGGAGUAUAGUGAAACUCAAGUGUUGCAGAUGAUUGGAAGAGCUGGCAGGCCACAGUUUGAUGACACAGCAACUGCUGUUAUAAUGACCCGUAUGGAAACCAAACAGAAAUAUGAGUCAUUUCUAAAUGGUGCUCAGCUCAUCGAAAGCAGUUUACAUGAACACCUGAUUGAACACUUGAAUGCAGAGAUUGUACUGAACACUAUAACUGACAUCUCAGUUGCUUUAGAGUGGAUUAGGUCAACAUUUCUGUAUAUACGAAUCAUGAAAAAUCCUAAACACUAUGGUCUUCCAGAAGGUCUCAAUAAAGAGCAAGUUGAGAAAAGGUUGCAAGAAUUGUGCCUGAAGAACCUGGACAAUCUUGAGAAGGUGGAACUUGUUAAAAUGGAUGAGGACCACUUUGUGACCAAAUCCACAGAGACUGGUAGACUGAUGGCAAGGUACUGCAUAGCAUAUGAUACAAUGAAGCAAUUCACAAACCUGACUGGCAAAGAGGCAAUCAAUGAACUGUUGGUUCUACUGUCAAGCUGUAAGGAGUUUAGAGAUGUCCAGCUCAGGGUGAAUGAAAGACGAGUGCUAAACACACUGAAUAAAGACAAGCAUAGGAUAACAAUAAGAUUCCCAAUGGAUGGAAAGAUCAAAACAAAUGAGAUGAAAGUCAAUUGCUUGAUCCAGGCCCAGUUUGGCUGUCUCUCUAUACAGGAUUUUGCCCUUACGCAGGACAUCAACAAAAUCUUCAGGGCAGCUCAAAGGGUUAUUAAAUGUAAGUUAAAUUCAUUUGCAUCUGAUUCAACAGUCACUUUACUAAGAAGUGCUUCUGAGUUUGGGGAGUAA
Owenia fusiformis is the source of this 2970-nucleotide messenger RNA. NCBI's taxonomy places the organism in Eukaryota, Metazoa, Annelida, Polychaeta, Sabellida, Oweniidae. The record is from the annotation of a GenBank genome assembly.